Molecule: messenger RNA, 786 nt
Organism: Encephalitozoon hellem ATCC 50504
Lineage: Eukaryota; Fungi; Microsporidia; Unikaryonidae
Product: mRNA deadenylase subunit
Exons: 1
Coding region: 1-786 (261 amino acids)
Cellular component (GO): CCR4-NOT core complex; P-body; CCR4-NOT complex
Molecular function (GO): poly(A)-specific ribonuclease activity; nucleic acid binding
Source: RefSeq, a predicted model, not a curated record
AUGAGUGAAGGCCAGAUACUUAAUGUAUGGAAGGACAAUCUCCACGGGGAGAUGAAGAAGAUAUCCCAGCUAAUAAAUAGGUAUAACUACAUAAGCAUGGAUACCGAGUUUCCUGGUGUUGUUGCCAAGCCGAUUGGAAGUUUCAAGUCGCCCUCCUCGUUUGCAUACCAACAACUAAGAUGCAAUGUGGACAUACUGAACAUUAUCCAGCUAGGGAUAUCUCUGAGCGAUGGCCAGGGCAACAGGCCGUGCCCCAUAAACACAUGGCAGUUCAACUUUGCAUUUAGCCUUGAAACGGACAUGUAUGCACAGGAGUCGAUUGAUCUUCUCAUUCAAGCAAGAAUAGACUUUAAGGAGCACGAGAGGAGGGGAAUCAAGGUGGAGGAGUUUGGAGAAGUGCUGAUGACGUCUGGGCUUGUGAUGUCUCCGGAUGUCGUGUGGGUCUCUUUCCACUCUGCUUAUGACUUUGGAUACCUCAUAAAGAUCCUGACAUGCAACCCUCUUCCGGAAAGAGAAGAGGACUUCUACAGAUUCCUUGCAGCCCUGUUUCCGGACUUCUACGACAUAAAGUUUCUUGUGCAGAACAGCAAGUAUUUGAAGAAGGGGCUGCAAGAGAUAUCCAACGACCUUGGGCUUGUCCGGGACGGGAUCCAGCACCAGGCAGGCAGUGAUGCGCUCCUGACAUCGCAUGCGUUCUUCAAAACUAGAGAGGUCCUUUUCAACAAAAGCAUAGGAAAGGAGUUUAUGUGUAAGUUGUUCGGUAUUGAGGUCAAGGACACCCCCUAA